Messenger RNA from Fusarium redolens, 513 nucleotides. RefSeq lists its product as uncharacterized. NCBI's taxonomy places the organism in Eukaryota, Fungi, Ascomycota, Sordariomycetes, Hypocreales, Nectriaceae. Bases 1 to 513 code for a protein of 170 amino acids. The transcript has a single exon. The record is from RefSeq and is a predicted model, not a curated record.
AUGGGCGGCUACCGUAUUCGCGAUUCUUCGAACAAAGAGUAUGCCUUUCGAUCAGCGGAACUCUACGAACUGGUUAAAAGAAAAAUGGCCUUGCUUCCUAAAAUUAGUAUCGACGAUCUAAAUGAUUGGAGUGAUGCUGAUGGCUUUGUAAAAGGUCUCGCUUUGUUUCAAUCUACCUACUCUUUAGUUAUGGCCUUUUCAAGACUCCACCAGGGUCUUCACCUCACUACGUUGGAAGUAGAAACUAUACCUCUUAUUUUCGCGACUUGGUGGGCGUAUUUCUUUUGGUGGAAAAAGCCGGUCAACAUCCAGUGUCGGACUUUGGUACAAUGUGAAGAGCUGGAACCCAACACUCUUGCUGACAUUGCUCAUGAGCUUUCCAAGCCCGCGAACUGCGAUUCGAACAGCUACUGGUGGAGGCCGGUUCCUCGAGAGCUUCAUCAGGUCGGUUGGGACUUCUACUGGUUCGAAAGCAGACUUGAAUUUUCAAGUGGAAAGCUCAAGAGCCCCUGA